GCUUCUUUCAGAAUGCUACAGAUCUUGGACCCGAGACCCUUGCCAAGCUCCAUCAUGCCUGUGGACAUGGCCAUGAGAAUUUGCUUAGCCCAUUCUCCACCGCUAAAGAGUUUUCUCAGCCCCCUCGAGGACUGUCAAAGAAACAACUUUGUGAACAGAUUCAAACCUCUCAGACCGUGUCUUCACGUGAAACGUGACUCUGAAGCUCAGAAGAGCGACUGGAACCACUCGGCAGCCCGAGCCAAGAAGCGAGUUGUGUUUGCGGAUUCAAAGGGGCUGUCCCUGACGGCGAUACACACCUUCUCCGAGUUCCAGGAGCAGCCUGGGUGGGAUCUCCAGUUUGACCUCUUAGGCCUUGAAAACAUAACGUCUGGCUUAAAGCUACAUGAGGAGAAAAACUUGAUUCUGGGUUUCCCUCGGCCCUCAGCUGACUACCUGGACUUCAGGAACCGCCUGCAGAAGAACUUGGUCUGCCUGGAGAACUGCACCCUGCAAGAGAAGGUGCUGUCGGGGACUGUGAAAGUAAAAAACGUGAGCUUCGAAAAAAAGGUUCAGGUUCGAAUUACCUUUGAUACGUGGAAGACCUACACGGACGCUGAGUGUGUAUACAUGAACAACGUUUACAACGAUUCUGAAAAUGAUACCUUCUCAUUUACCAUUGACUUGCCUCCUGCCAUUUCCUCUGAAGAGAAGAUAGAGUUUUGCAUUUCUUACCAAAGUGGAGAACAUACCUUCUGGGACAAUAACGAGGGUCAGAAUUACAAGAUUCUCCACGCAGAGUGGAAGCCUGAUGGUGUUCAGAUACCAUCUGCCAAGAAAGACUGUGUAGAUCUUCAGACUCCAAGGAGGGGACAAGAGAGAGAGCCUGAUCAGCUUGGCAGCCCGAGGCUGUCCAGCGGAUUCUUUCCCCAGUGGCAGAGCUUGGGGCGUAUUGAAAAUUCAUCACCAUAUUGGUGA
Messenger RNA from Charadrius vociferus (killdeer), 957 nucleotides. RefSeq names its product protein phosphatase 1, regulatory subunit 3C (gene PPP1R3C). Gene Ontology annotation, cellular component: protein phosphatase type 1 complex. Gene Ontology annotation, molecular function: glycogen binding; protein phosphatase 1 binding. Lineage: Eukaryota; Metazoa; Chordata; Aves; Charadriiformes; Charadriidae. The coding region runs from base 13 to 957 and encodes 314 amino acids. The transcript has a single exon. Gene Ontology annotation, biological process: regulation of glycogen biosynthetic process. The record is from RefSeq and is a predicted model, not a curated record.